Alnus glutinosa is the source of this 1029-nucleotide messenger RNA. Its product is annotated as putative glucan endo-1,3-beta-glucosidase GVI. Lineage: Eukaryota; Viridiplantae; Streptophyta; Magnoliopsida; Fagales; Betulaceae. The transcript has a single exon. Gene Ontology annotation, cellular component: cell wall; plasma membrane. The record is from RefSeq and is a predicted model, not a curated record. Gene Ontology annotation, molecular function: hydrolase activity, hydrolyzing O-glycosyl compounds. Gene Ontology annotation, biological process: carbohydrate metabolic process. Bases 1 to 1029 code for a protein of 342 amino acids.
AUGAUUCUGAUACAUUCUUUCUACGGUUUUAAUCUCAAAGAAAAUCUUGCAGGUGGUGAUAUUGGGAUAAAUUAUGGAAGAAAUGGGAAUGAUCUCUCAUCCCCAAAAGCUGUAGUUGAUUUUCUUACUAAGAAUCUAAACUAUGCUAUCCCACUGGUCCGGCUUUUUUAUGCUAAUCUUGAAGUUCUAGAAGCAUUGAGGGGCACCAAUUUGGUUGUAACUGUUGGGGUCACAAAUGAGAAGCUCACCCACAUAGCAUCAAGCCAAGAUGCUGCCAAUAGCUGGGUUAACGACCACAUCAAAUCAUUCAUCGGCCCUAACGGUGUCAGGUUCCGUUAUAUUGUUGUUGGCAACAACGCUAUCCCGGGCAUUGUCGUGUCAUCUGUCCCUCUGGCCAUGGAAAAUAUCUACCAAGCACUAAAAGCAGCAGGGUUAUCAGAUCAUAUUAAAGUUACGACAGCGCUAGCACCUAAUGCUCUAGAGCCUCUAAGCAAGUCAUACCCUCCAUCCAAUGGCACAUUUUGUGCUGCGGUUGCCAACAUCAUGUACAAAGUGUCUUGCUUUGUAUAUGGUAUAGGCUCUCCACUUUUGAUCAAUGUGUACCCUUACUUUGCCUUUGUCUCGGACCCAAUCCUCAUCUCACUAGAGUAUGCUUCAUUUCAGUGUCAAAAGCCGGUGCUUAUAGACAGUAAUUAUGAGUACUACAACCUCUUUGAUGCCAUGGUGGAUGCUUUUGUUGCAGCAAUGGCAAGGGCAGUGGGGAAGGAGGAUGUCAAAAUUGUGGUUUCUGAAACUGGCUGGCCAACUGAGGGUAAUGAGCCUUACACAAGCAUUGCUAAUGCCAACAUCUAUAACAGCAAUCUAAGGAAGCAUGUUAUAGAAAGUGGGCGCACCCCACGAAGGGCGGACUUGAAUUUGGAAGCCUACGUAUCUUCAAUGUUCAACGAGAACCAAAAACCUAAUCCAGUUGAACGAUACUUUGGUGCUUUUUAUCCAAACCUUAUUGAUGUAUACCGAUUAUGGCGUUGA